Molecule: messenger RNA, 693 nt
Organism: Phaeodactylum tricornutum CCAP 1055/1
Lineage: Eukaryota; Bacillariophyta; Bacillariophyceae; Surirellales; Neidiaceae
Exons: 2
Biological process (GO): tRNA dihydrouridine synthesis
Cellular component (GO): cytoplasm
Molecular function (GO): flavin adenine dinucleotide binding; tRNA dihydrouridine synthase activity
Source: RefSeq, a predicted model, not a curated record
UUGGCGCCGAUGGUUCGCGCUUCGACGACACCCUUGCGGACGCUAGCUCUGUCCUACGGUGCUGAUUGGGUGUACACAGAAGAAUUGGUGGACCGGGCGCUUACUGGAACCAUCCGUGUAGAAAACAAGGAGCUAGGUACGAUUGACUACGAGAGAGGCAAGCUUGUCUGUCAGCUAGGUUCCGGUGAACCAGACCUAGCGUUGGCGGCCGCCCUACACGUACAUCAAGACGUCGAUGCCAUCGACCUCAAUAUGGGAUGCCCAAAGAAGUUCAGCGUUUCUGGUGGAAUGGGAUCCGCUUUACUUUCCGAUCCGGAACGAGCCUGUCGGAUAAUCCGAACAUUGACCGAGAAUUUAUCAAGCAAGGGUAUACCAGUCUCAGCUAAGAUUCGACUGCUGAAGGACGUUUCCAGUACUGUGGCCUUCAUAGCAGGUCUCGUGGAAGCUGGCGCGAAAGCCAUAGCCGUUCACGGCCGCCAGGUGUCCGAUGAUUGCACUGUACCGGCACGCUGGAGUAUGCUUAGAGAAGUUAUAAAGGAAGCCGUCCAUCGGUUUCCUCAUAUUCCAUUCCUGCUUAAUGGAGACUUCUAUACAAGAGACGAAUUUGUCAGCUUCAUGCGGGAUACAGGGGCGAGGGGUGUUUUAUUAGCUCGUCCGGCUUUGUUCAAUACCAGCAUUUUUUGUAAACCAUCU